UGCCAUACCUUGUGGCUUGUGGUGCCUAACUCUUGUUGCUAAUUCAAAUUCUGUUUUCAAAAAUAGUCCUACACUAUUUAAUUUCCUUAUAACGUUUUUAUCUUGCAUACCAGAAUUAUUUAUGGGUUUUGUCAGUGUUCCCUUUUCUGGUGUCAAGGUUUGGUAACAUGUCACUUUCUUAGAGGUCAAUUACACAUCAACCAAGUUGAGAUCUGGUCUAUAUUAACCUCUUUUGUGGUACAUCUCAAUGCCAAUCUUGUUACAAGUUUCAACUUUAUAGUUCUGAAGCUAUGGAAUUGUGUAAACCUGACUUGGAGGAGAGGAUGAAAGUGUUGGCAAUGAGUACAACAGAAGAAGAAGAAAUGGGUGACACUUUUGCAGAAAGAGCUGAAUCGUACUACCAAAAGAGACCUCAACUACUGUCCCUUCUGCAGGACUUGUAUAAUGGCUACAUAACCUUAUCUGAUCGUUACAUUCAAACCCUGGCCAAGCACAAGCAUCAUCAUAGUAGACACUCUUCUCAAGUCUCAACAGUAGAUGAAGGCUUCUCUGAUCAAGAAGAAGCUAGUGGUGUGAGCCACAUUGAUUCAGACAUUGAAAGCUCAAUCUCCUACCAACACCCUCCAUCCAUGAUGAUGCCUUUUGUCCCCCCUAGAACCUCCAUGCUUGAUGUCGACGCCAUUGUUGCCGAGCUUGUGAUUCAGAAUGUCGAGUAUGACGUGUUGAUGCAUGAGGUUGGUGUCAUGGAGAGGAGGUACUGUGAGUCCUCAAGGAAAAGUGAACUUCAAAAGAGUCUGCUUGAGGUGUUGGAGUCUGAGAGGAUUGUUUUGUUGAAUGAGAAUGCUAGCUUGAGUUAUAGAGUCAACACUUUGGUGGAAGAGAACAAAGAGCUGGCAUCUGAGUCAGUGUUCAUUAAGAGGAAGGCUGGUGAGCUAGCAAAGUGUGUGCUGAAGAUGAGGGAGGAUCAUAGAGUGUACAUGCUACACAGGAAAAUUGAAGAUCUUCAGGCACAGAUACAUGGUUUGGAGAAGAGGAACAAGGAGUACUAUGAGAAGCUUUUGAGGAGAGACGGUCAAGAAGAUGGUAACAAAGGGAAGAGUGGUGAGGGGAUUGCUUUGGAAGUGUGUGUUCAGAUGGACAAGUUUAGAAUGUUCAAGUGGAAAGAUGGAAGCUCUUCAGGGAAGAAAUUUGGUGGGAAGAAGGCCCCAAGUUUGUGGAAAAAGCUGAAGAACAUGGAUUUGUUAUUGUGUGGAACUAAUCCAACCUGUGCUUGAUGAUUCAUGGCUGGUAGAUUUUUGUGUCCACAAAAGUUUAAAAGUCACAUGUAUACUUUUUGGCACUUCAAAGGUAGCAAUAGGUUGGUUAUUAGGUUAAGAGUGUAUUUAGCUAUGAGUUAAGAAGAGUUUCAAAGAAAUUUUUUUAUUGAAAAUGUUCUUUAUUUUCAAUAGAGAAAUUUUUAAAUUACUCAUAAGCCAUGGUGUACAUUCCGACAUGAGGCCCUUAACAUAGAAAUGCACGAGAGCACCUCUAGCUAAUCCUUGACAAACUAAUUGUAGAUCAGUUAACAUCAUCCUGUAAAAGCUAGAGUGGGGCUGAACUUUGCCUCUACUAUUUUGGUUGCUGAAAUUCUACUAUGUUGUUGUAAUGUUAAGAGACUAUCUUAACAAAAGUAUGAUCCACCAUCAUUCACUAAUGUUGUAAUGAGUGAUAUGAUAGGCUAUAUUAGUUGAAGUUCAAGUACCAACUUAAUGCCCUUUUGUGUUGGUAUUUUCCACCUUAGUUGCUUCCAUGAACAACUAUUGUGUAUGAAAGGUGAUAUACGUGCACUUGCAA
This is a messenger RNA of Cajanus cajan (pigeon pea), 1833 nucleotides long. Its product is annotated as kinase-interacting family protein. Gene Ontology annotation, molecular function: actin binding. NCBI's taxonomy places the organism in Eukaryota, Viridiplantae, Streptophyta, Magnoliopsida, Fabales, Fabaceae. The record is from RefSeq and is a predicted model, not a curated record.